CUUAAACCGAAUUGGUGACGAAAUGGAGUCUGGGCAUAAUUUUAUAAAGUCGGGAAAUUGCAAUGAUAAGAGAUGCAUGGCGGAGGUAAGGUAAGGUAGAAACUAGAAACGACGUGGUGAUGAUCGAUCGGAAAUUGCAAUGCGAAGAGAUGAAAAGAGGGAGAGUAGGCAAGAGUUUGGUGGCAUUGAGCAGGCAACGCUUCAUUUACAUUCUCAUCGCUCUUGCGCUUUUCUACCUUGUCUUCUUCACCCUCGAAAUCCCCUUCGUCUUCACACUCACGCAACACCAACCCUCUCCCACUCGCGCCCACCCUCACGUUCACUUUCGCCGCCCAAACGGUGUCGUCUCCGGCUUGUUGCUAAACCACGCCGCAUUCGAUUCGGACCUCUACCAAUCCGCCUGCCGUGCGGGGAAGGCCGUUUGGGCCGACCUGCAAUCGCCAGCCCUCGUUUGGAAGCCCCAGAACCGAUCUGGGCCUUGCCCCCGCUCUGUCUCCGUGUCUGGGCCUGAGUUUCUGGGCCGCGGGAGUGUCAUGGUCAUUCCCUGUGGCCUCACGUUGGGCUCCCACGUUACGGUGGUUGGGAAGCCCUUGAGGGCGCAACGGAGGAGGUGUCAGUUCGUGAUGGAGUUGCAGGGGUUGGAGACCGUGGAGGCUGAAGACCCACCUAGGGUCUUGCAUUUCAAUCCCAGGCUUAAAGGGGAUUGGAGUGGGAAGCCUGUCAUUGAGCUCAACACUUGUUAUCGCAUGCAUUGGGGUUCUGCAUUGCGUUGUGAUGGUUGGAAAUCCAGAGCUGCUGAAGAUACUGUGGAUGGGUUGGUCAAGUGUGAGAAAUGGAUUGGGGGUGAUGAUGAUGAUAGGCAUGCGGAGGAGUCCCAGGCAGCAUGGUGGUUGAAGAGACUGAUAGGUCGGACUAAACAUGUAAUGGUUGACUGGCCAUUUCCAUUUUCUGAGAACAAGCUAUUUGUUCUUACUCUUAGUGCCGGGUUAGAGGGCUAUCAUGUUAAUGUUGAUGGGAGGCAUGUCACCUCUUUUCCUUAUCGCACUGGGUUUACUCUUGAGGAUGCCACUGGCCUCUCUUUGAGUGGAGACAUUGAUGUCCAUUCUGUAUUUGCUGCCUCUUUGCCUUCGGUGCAUCCCAACAUUUCCCCGCAGCAGCAUCUUGAAUUUUUGACCAGAUGGCGUGCCCCGACUCUUCCUCGCUUCGGUGUGGAAUUGUUCAUAGGGAUCCUUUCUGCUGGAAACCAUUUUGCUGAGCGGAUGGCUUUGAGGAGGUCAUGGAUGCAGCAUAGGUUUAUCAAAUCUUCUAAAGUUGUGGCUCGUUUCUUUGUAGCACUGCAUCCAAGGAAAGAAGUUAAUGUAGAGUUGAAGAAGGAAGCAGAAUAUUUUGGUGAUGUUGUUAUUGUUCCUUACAUGGAUAACUAUGAUCUUGUUGUGUUGAAAACGGUGGCCAUAUGUGAAUAUGGGGUUUACACAGUUUCUGCGGACUAUAUAAUGAAGGGUGAUGAUGACACUUUUGUAAAAGUUGAUGCUGUUAUGAAUCUAGCAAGGAAUGUUCCAUAUUCUAUGAGCUUUUAUAUUGGGAACAUUAAUUUCCACCACAAACCCUUGCGCCGUGGUAAAUGGGCUGUAACAUAUGCGGAGUGGCCACAAGACUAUUACCCACCCUAUGCUAAUGGACCGGGUUAUAUUUUGUCUUCUGAUAUUGCACACUAUAUAGUAUCAGAAUUUGAGGUUCAUAAAUUAAGGUUGUUUAAGAUGGAAGAUGUGAGUAUGGGAAUGUGGGUCGAGCAAUUUAACAGAACGAAUCCAGUUCACUAUUUGCAUAGCAUCAAGUUCUGCCAGUUUGGUUGUGUAGAAAACUAUUACACAGCCCAUUACCAAUCGCCUAGGCAGAUGACAUGCUUGUGGAAUAAAUUGCAGAAGCAGACAAGGCCUCAGUGCUGCAACAUGAGAUAACGUUGAGGUAUAGGUUGCCAUCUUUGAAUUCAGUGAGGAACAAAGUAAAUAAGUUUUGCAGUCAUAGUUUAGCUUCAAUGUUGUAUAUAUAGUGGAGCUUGGAUAGUUAAAUGUAGCCAUGUAUAAAUGCGGCCUUCUAAAUUUCAUUGUUUAUUUAUUUAUUUAUUCUUUUGGAAAA
This is a messenger RNA of Cajanus cajan (pigeon pea), 2136 nucleotides long. Its product is annotated as hydroxyproline O-galactosyltransferase GALT5. Gene Ontology annotation, cellular component: Golgi membrane. The record is from RefSeq and is a predicted model, not a curated record. Lineage: Eukaryota; Viridiplantae; Streptophyta; Magnoliopsida; Fabales; Fabaceae. Gene Ontology annotation, molecular function: hydroxyproline O-galactosyltransferase activity; carbohydrate binding.